Molecule: messenger RNA, 1888 nt
Organism: Nymphaea colorata (pocket water lily)
Lineage: Eukaryota; Viridiplantae; Streptophyta; Magnoliopsida; Nymphaeales; Nymphaeaceae
Exons: 6
Coding region: 54-1328 (424 amino acids)
Cellular component (GO): nucleus
Source: RefSeq, a predicted model, not a curated record
UGUGUUUAAUUUCUUUUGUGCAGAGAGCGGGAGAGGGAGAGAGCCCCGGGAAGAUGGACGGAAGAGCUCGAAUGGAGGCCAUUUUGAGAUCCCUUACGUCGGCGGGAUGGUGCUUCAGGGACGCCGACGAAACCAUCGGCGCGUUAUCUGCUUUUGCCACGACCACCGGUGUCGUUGAUGAGAAAACGAUGGAGGCAGAGUUGCUCAACAUGGAUCUGAGAGAAAUCGGUGGGAGAUCACUGCCCGACCCUUCCCUUUUGAAGAAAUCAUCUCAUCUUCAAGGCCCUAAAGUCUUGCAGGUUAUGUCUGUCAGAGAUGUUCAUCAAAGUAGCACUGAAGUAUCAUUCAAAAACUCUAAAAGGCUUCUGAUGUUUUGUCUUACUGAUGGUUAUUCAGAAGUAACCGCCAUAGAGUAUACUCCAUUAUUAUCAAUCACAGAAGAAAUUAUUCCUGGCACAAAGGUUCGGUUGGAGAACAAAAUACCAAUACACAGUGGCAUAUUAUGCCUGGAAUCCAAAAUGAUCACCGUGCUAGGUGGUCUGGUGCAAUCUCUUUAUGAAGAGUGGCAGAUUAGUCGGAAGUAUUCUGGAUUUUCUCGUUCUCAUUUGAAGCUGUCUCAAAAUACGGACUCUGUAGGUCCUCCACCAUUUGAGAAGUUGCAAGUCAGUUCUCACCUUCAAGGGUGCAAGCCACAGAGCAGUUCAUCAGAGUUUAUUGCAAAGAAUAUGGUUCAACCUCAUCUGGAACGAUGUUCUGAUGCAAUAAGGGCUAGGGGCACUGAGGGUUAUCGUGGUGCCCAUGAAACUCAUGUUUCUGAUGCUACUGUUCAAGGUCGCUCUUGCAUAACAGAGUCAACUUCAGAGAGAGACGAGGAGAAGUCUGCUUCCUCCAGUUCCAGGCCAAAAGAAAUUUCAGAUGCUGUCCCUAUUCAAAAUCAAGCUGCUGCCCAAAAACUAUUUGGAAGAAUGAACAAACCAGACAAGGAUGGCAGGCAACCUAUGCGUGGGAGAGGCACAAGGCAGCGUGGUAAAGGAAAAGCUGAAGAACCAGCAGUUUUUACGCUGGAUGAAUGGGAGAAAAGAAAAUCCACCACCGGGAUCUCAGGCAAACUUGAGACUGGUUUAGAUGUAAGAAGUGAUGAAGAAAUUGCUAGGCAGCUACAGAGACAAUUAAAUUUGGAAGAUCAAAAUUUUGCAGGGUGUCAUGAAUCUGAAGCAGACAAAAUACGCAUGAGUAUGUUCAACUUUGGAAGAGAAGGAAUACAAGCUGAAGGUGGACGUGUGGGCAGAGGUAGAGGUAGAGGAAGAGGUAGACGGAGAUUCGGUUGACAGAACAACAUGUGAUUGAUAUUUUUUUAGGUUGCAUUUGGGAAGUAUGUCGCAAGAGUUGCAAGGGCACCGGCAGCACUUGUCCUUGCUGGACCCUCCUGUCCUUGUAGCAAUUUUUGAGUAGGUCCUCUAGGCUCUAUAACCCCAUGUUUCCUCUCUUCCUACUCUUUCCAGCAAGGUGGUAUCUUCCACUUGUUUUGAAAUAUUUCGAGAUCUCUCUCUCUCUCUCUCUCUCUCUCUCUCACACACACACACACACAUAUAACAUAUACUGCAUUUAUUCAUUGGUAAGAGAGCAAACAGGUACCGUCCUCAUAUCAUAUCUAAAAGGAGACUUAGUGCUUCGGUUGUACACUAGGCUUUUUUUUCGGGAUAGAAAAAAGCCAUACCACUUUUCGGAUGCAAGCUUGGGGGAACCAUACCACUUUUAAUCCUUCUGAGCUUUGGUAGUUUGGUUUUGCUUGUUUCUCUGUGUUCCCUUGUAUGUAAACCCUUUUUCUUGUUUUCAAGUUUUAAAUCUUCAGUAUGCUGUACAUUAUAAAUUGGCUUAUUGUCUGUCA